AUGAUCGUGACGGUGACGAGCACUGAUAAAGGGAAGAACAAGCAAAAUAGGAUAAUGUUGGCGCGUUUCGCUAUCGCGACAGCGUUCCUGGUCUCUUUAAUAGUUCACGCGGACACCCAAGAUCCUUUGGUCCUCGAGGAAGAUGUAGAGUGGACGAACUUCGGCCUAACCGGUCGUAUAGUGAAUGGAACAAAGGCAGCUUUAAGACAGUUCCCUUACCAGGUCUCCAUAAGACGCAGUUACAAUUCACGACACUUUUGCGGUGGUUCUCUGAUCAAUGAAUACUACAUCUUAACAGCCGGUCAUUGUAUGUUUCUGAACGGCGGUCUUAUACAGCCGUGGACGAUUAUGGUGGUGGCUGGCGAGCUGCAGCUCAAUCAACAGGCGUCCACAGGACAGAGAAGAGGUGUCGAGAACAUUUACGUUCACCCUGAAUUCAAACUCAAUACAUUACAGAACGAUGUCGCUCUACUCGAGCUCAAGGUGCCGUUCAAGCUGACACAAGAGAUCAACGUCGCGCCCCUUGCGAUUCGUUCCCCGACACCUAACUCGAUCUGCCAGGUGGCUGGUUGGGGCUAUCCGGCGAACGAUUUUCCCGUGCCAACCAACGAUCUUAUGUACGUAGACUUACCGAUCGUCGACAUCAAGGAGUGCAGAAGGCUUCUGGUAAACGUGACCAGUAUGCUUCCGGGCAUGUACUGUUCUGGUUACUACGAGGGCCAGAGGGACGCCUGUCAGGGCGAUUCUGGCGGUGGAAUGAUCUGCAAAGGUGUCUUAACCGGCAUCGUUUCCGGCGGGUCAGGCUGCGCACUUCCGUCUGUGCCUGGCGUUUACUCGGACGUGUUCUUCUUCGAGAAGUGGAUUCUCGCUAACAUGAAGGCGCCUGUAUCGUCGUUGCUUACACCGAAGGAUUCGGGGGCAAAACAGGUGUCAGCCGUCACAUCUGUGCUACUGCUCACGCUUCUUCGUGGUCUAUUGUAA
Molecule: messenger RNA, 981 nt
Organism: Dufourea novaeangliae
Lineage: Eukaryota; Metazoa; Arthropoda; Insecta; Hymenoptera; Halictidae
Product: trypsin-1-like
Exons: 7
Coding region: 1-981 (326 amino acids)
Biological process (GO): proteolysis
Molecular function (GO): serine-type endopeptidase activity
Source: RefSeq, a predicted model, not a curated record